Prorocentrum cordatum is the source of this 2136-nucleotide messenger RNA. Lineage: Eukaryota; Dinophyceae; Prorocentrales; Prorocentraceae. The record is from the annotation of a GenBank genome assembly.
AUGGAGACAGCAGCUGGCUGCUGGGCAGCUGGGCGCCCGGGCCACUGCGUCGCCCUUGCCUGCACGGUGGAUGGAGACAGCAGCUGGCUGCUGAGCAGCUGGGCGCUGCCGAGGCAGGGGCGGUUCCGCGCGCGCCUCGGCGCGGACGAGACCGCGCUGCGCGCGUUCUGGCGGGCCUUCUUGAGCAGACCCAUCAAGGCCGACCUCAGGGCAAACCGCCUUGUCAUCGGCGGCAUGGGCAUCGACCGGCCCGAGGCGACGACGCCGUUCGCUCUGCCUGCCGGCGGCAACGGCGACCGACCACUGUGGCCUCGCUUAGUCGAGGAUUUCGCCGCCCUUGGUUCUGGCGCUGUCGGCGGCGCAGAAGUCGCGCGCGAUCCCGGCGGAGAUCUCUGGAAGAUCGCGCUGGUCUUCGUCAAGUGCGACAAGGGCGCGCGGGCGGAACGCCUCGGCCUGGCGCGCUUCGGAUCGCGCGGCGAGCUGCGCGCAGUCCUGGUCGCGCUCGAUGAGUUGCGCGCCGCGCUCUGCGGGGCGCCGAUGUUCCCGCCCGACGGGGCGGCGGCACUCGCGCGCCGGUUGCGCUUGGAUUUCGGCGCAGCAUGCCGGCGCCAGCGCGAGCCACCACGCCGCCCGGGCAUCUGCGCAUUCACCGUGGCGCUGAAAGUCUGGGCCCUCGCGCCGCUCCCUCGCGCCGGCUGCCCGUGCCUCGCUGCCCCGCGGCGCUCGGGGCCUCUGCGGCCGGCCGACCCCCCCGCCCCGUGGCUCGAGCUCGCGCUCGGGCUCCAGACGAAUACGGAGGCGGAGCAGUCCGAGCAGCGGGUCUACACUCAGCCGCGGUCGGGGAAGAGCGCCCAGGUCGAGCGGUAUCCACUCCGGGCCGCGCGGUGUCCAGCGAUGGCCGCGCAGCGCACCGCGCGCGCCGUGCUCCUCGCGGCCGGGCUGCUCGCGGCACCGGCCGCGGGCGCGACGCCGAUGGAGAAGGUCAUCACUCUGAUCGAGGAGAUGAAGACGGAGGUCGAGACCGAGGGUGCCACCGAGGCCAAGGCGUACGACAAGUUCGCGUGUUUCUGCAGGGACACCACGGCUUCCAAGGCCGACGCCGUCACCGGCGGCAGGGCCACCAUCGACGACCUGUCGACCUCGAUCGCGGAAGACACCGCGCAGCUCAGGGUGAGCACCACCGACCUCACGGACCGCAAGGUGCUGCAGGAGUCCCUCACGAAGCAGGGCGCCGCCAAGAAAUUAGAGUGCGAGAAGGAGGAGGUAGACUACAAAUCGGAGGCCGCCAAGAUGUCCAAAGCGAUCACCUCGAUCCAGAAUGCCGUCAAUGCUCUCGAGUCCUCGAAGCCCGCGCCCUCGGCGCUGCUGGAGCUGCGCCAGGCCGCCAGGGAGUCCCCCGGCCUCGCCGCAGCGGUCAGCUUGAUGGAGCAGCGCGCGACCAGCCUCCGCAGGGUGGACCCGCUGAGCCCGGAGUACAAAUUCUUCUCGCAGCCGAUCAUCGACACGCUCACGAAGCUGCUGGGCGAGUUCGGCGGCAAGAAGACCGAGCUGGACGACGAGUGGUCCAAGACGAAGUCCAUCUGCGACACGACCCUGCUGGACUUCGGCACCCAGAUGGACAACAACGGCAACUCGAUGCUCGACCUGACCGCGGCGGUCGAGACGCUCAAGGGCACCAUCGCCGCAGCGAGGGAGCAGCUCGUGCUCGCUGAGGCCACCCUCAAGGACGACAAGCUCUACCUCAAGGACCUCACCGAGCAGUGCGAGAGGCGCGCGAGCGACUGGGACCAGCGCUCCGCCACGAGGGGGGAGGAACUGGCCGCCCUGGCGCAGGUGCUGGAGAUCCUGACGGGGCACACGUCCGCGUUGGACGCCGAAGUGAACAAGCGCGCGCUCCUCGUGCAGCGCGCCAACCGCACCGGCCAGGCGGCCACCGGCCAAGUUGCCGCCAUGAGGGGCAUUCGCGAGGUGCCCUCGCUCCUGCAGCGCGCCUCCCACGGCGCGCCCAGCGGGGCCUCCCUGGCGGCCGUCGCGGCGCACGACCACGAGGGCGCUGCCGCGCAGGGCCAGAAACUCAGGAUGUCGGCGGACCGUCAGAGCACGAUUCAGAAUGGACACGAAGGUUAUCCUACGUGA